Messenger RNA from Arachis duranensis, 2085 nucleotides. Its product is annotated as xyloglucan O-acetyltransferase 1-like. The record is from RefSeq and is a predicted model, not a curated record. NCBI's taxonomy places the organism in Eukaryota, Viridiplantae, Streptophyta, Magnoliopsida, Fabales, Fabaceae. Gene Ontology annotation, molecular function: O-acetyltransferase activity. Gene Ontology annotation, cellular component: Golgi apparatus.
UCUGACUCAUCUUCUAGUUCUCUUCCUCCACCUUUUUCCUUGAAAGAAACCAAACAAAACAAAACAAAACAAAAACACAUCAUUCUUUUCCUCGUUACUAAUCUGUGUAGCUAAGAAAGAAGGAACACAAGGAAGAAGAGAGAGAGAGACACACACAAAAACAAAGGACCAAAGCAAGAAAGAAAGAAAGAAAGGGAGUUUGAAGAAAGAAAUGGGAAGUACAAUCCCAUUAUUCAAAGAACAAUCCUUGUUUGUAAUCACCAAGAAGCUUCUUCCAUGGACACUCUAUGCUUUGCUUCCAUUAGCUCUACUUCGCUUGUACUUCUACCCUUUACCCCUUCCUCCUUCCCCAGAAACUGAACUUCCCCAUUCAUCAACCCCCAUCACCAUAGCUACCCACUCUUCUCUUUCUUCUUCAACCUCUCUUCCUCUUUCUUCACCUUCAUCAACUUCAGAAAAGGAAAAAGGUGGUGAUGAUGAAACAUCAUGCGACUACUUCAAUGGAGAAUGGGUCCGUGAUUUGAGAGGCCCUUUGUACAAUGGAAGCACAUGCAGCACCAUUAAAGAAGGCCAGAAUUGCAUCAAACAUGGAAGACCUGACUCAGGGUACCUUCAUUGGAGAUGGAAGCCAAGCCAAUGCAAUCUUCCAAGGUUUGAUCCUAAUGCUUUUCUCCAACUUGUUAGAAACAAGCACAUAGCUUUUGUUGGUGAUUCAAUGGCUAGGAACCAAUUAGAGUCCCUUCUUUGCAUGUUAUCAACUGUUUCGGAACCUAACCUUGUAUACCGCAAUGGGGAGGAUAAUAAAUUCCGGAAAUGGCAUUUUGUUUCCCACAAUGCAAGUGUGUCUGUGUAUUGGUCACCUUUUCUUGUUCAUGGUGUUGAGAAAUCUAGUUCAGGGCCUAAUCAUAAUGUGUUGCAUUUGGACCGUGUUGAUGAGAGGUGGGGUAAGGAUAUGGACCGAAUCGACUUGAUUGUGCUUUCGAUCGGUCAUUGGUUCUUGCAUCCAGCUGUUUAUUACGAGGGCGAUUCGGUUCUCGGAUGCCAUUAUUGUCCCGGUCUUAAUCACACUGAAAUUGGGUUCUAUGAUGUAUUGAGGAAGGCUUUGAGGACUACACUUAGUAGCAUAAUUGAGAGGAGAGGUGGUGGUAGGGAAAAUAAUAAUGGGAUUGAUGUGAUUGUGACAACUUUUUCGCCGGCACAUUUCGAGGGUGAGUGGGAUAAGGCCGGGGCUUGUCCGAAGACUAAGCCAUAAUUAGCAUUGUUGAGACCUGAUGGACACCCUGGUCCUUACAUGUACCCUUUUCCAUUUGCUAAUGGGGUUCAAGAGCGAGUUCAAAAUGAUUGUGUUCAUUGGUGCUUGCCGGGGCCUAUAGAUACAUGGAAUGAGAUCUUUCUGGAGAUGAUGAAGAAGUGGGAGCGAAUGACCGUGGAGUGAAUGAAAGCCGAGGUACUUCCUCUGCUUCAAAAUAACAUUAAUUUGGAUAAGAUUAUACAUUGAACUUUCAAUGUCCUGCUUUAUCUAGGUUGAUUGUUAUUAUGAAACAGAGUAAUUUUUUCCCGCUAUCUUGUUAAUUUUAGUAGUGUUUUUUUAUUAUUUUAAAUUUUUUAAUAUGUUACUGUAUUUAUCACUUGAAUGUUAGAUAUUGAAUUGGGAAGGAUCAAUUUUGUUGUUGGUAGAAAGAACAAAGAACAAAUAAGGGAUUCUUUUGUAUUUGGUAAAGAGAAAUUUUAAUGAAUUAGGGAGUGGUUGGUUUACUCUUCUAUUCUUUGUUGGGGCUAUGUUCUUCCAUGAUGGAAAAAGCACUAUCUAUUGAUAGAGAAAUGGAGGAUGACAAAUUAAUAAGGGUGUGCAAAGCAUUGAUGUUUUUGGAAUGUGACAAUGUGUGUAGAAUGAUCAUUUAGAAGAAUGUACAAAACAAUUUAAUGUGGACUUGUGAACGAGUUCCAAACCCAUAGGGCAUGUCUUUUUCCUCCUUCCACAAUUUGGUAGUCAUUUUUGCCUGGUGCUGGUGGGUUAUUUAUUUCUCUCAUUUGUUUGUGUCAAGAUACAUUAGUUUUUUAAGAUUGAAUUACUCUAUUGAUUCC